UCAAAACUGCCUCUGUUACAGUCACUGGUUUGCUGUUAGUUGUGGUGCGAGCAACUUGUGAAGCGGCGGUUUUUACCAGACCAGAAGCAUUCUUUUAAUUUUUUAUUUUGGUUUUAAUUCGAUUUUAACUAUGGCCCUCGGUCACGUGGACGCUCUCGCUUACAUCUCCGCGAAAAUUAUGGCAGACGACGAAGAAAGAAAAAAACGUGCGGCCGCUGCCGAAAAGCGAGUUGCUAGUUAUUACUUGAAAGAAAAAUACAGUGACAGCGAGUCUUCUUCUAACAGAGAAGAAUUACAGUACGUACUUAGUUGUCUGAAGUAUACUGUCAAAGACUACAGGGACGAAGAGUGCGAGGAAGAUUGGAAGGUGGUGUCAAACUGUGAUUUGAAACCUCGCGUGGAGGAUAUUAAAGUUUUAGUGAAAAGAGCCAUUUCUAACCAUUAUUCAGCAGUAAAAGACAAUGUGGAUGAUGCCAACAUCUAUGCCAAUUGCCUUCAUUUAUUUUCAAAGGAUUAUAAAUGCGAGAUAAUAGAAAAUCCAGGAGGCGCUUUGUCUUGGAAUUAUCCUGUAAAUAUAAUCGUCCCAAUGGGCCUCCCAGAAAAUCCAAAUCAAUUGGACAGUUAUAGUUGGGAGCCAGAAGUCUUCAGAGACGGAAAAUUUCAAGAAUACAAAGAGAUGCUGAGUCAAGCGCCCAUAGCUAGGUGUCGCAACAGAUUUCCUGUACCUGUCAUCUUGUGUGGUGAAAAGUAUAUUUGUCGAUCUGGAACUCUAGCUGUUCGUAAAAGUGCUGCUUAUGAAGCCCUCACACAAACAAGGGAGCCAGAAAGUAAAGAAGUUCCCGAAGGUGCUUUAUCACAAUUUUGGGAUGGCGUCAAGACUGUGGCUAAGCGAAGCAAAGCAUCCAUUGUAAACUUUUACAAUGCUUUGGAUAUGUUAUUAAAUGUUGAAAUGGAUGACAUUAAAGAGUUAGAUGUUAGAGUUCUGGAGCUCCUGAGUAUUGAAUUCAUUUGUGAUUUGAUGGUGGAAAACAGGAAAAUUCAUACUGGAUUAAGUGUUGGUUCAUCUGAAAAAAUAAACCUGAGAAAAUAUGGAAAAUUUAAAAUACUGAAAAUUCCCUAUCCAGGUUGUGGGUUUUUCGCUCGGUACAGUGAAGCUGGACGAAAUGGCAAAAAUCUUGUAUAUGACUGGGAUAUGCCAGAAGUCGAUGCAUCCCUUGGAAUGGCAGCCGAUGAAGAAGAGAACUUUAAGCUCAUAGAAGAUGUUAAUUGGCAACUUUACGUGAACUGGGACCUUUUAGAGUUGACAAAAAACUACAUGAAAUUGUUGCUGAGUUAUGCUACAGAUAAUCGUUCUGAUGGCCUCCUUGUUCAUUGCAUUUCCGGAUGGGAUCGAACACCACUUUUCAUAUGCUUGCUUCGUCUCUCUCUGUGGGCUGAUGGAUUCAUCCACACCAGUCUGGAUGCCGUGGAGAUGGCCUACCUCACGCUUGGAUAUGAUUGGUAUUUAUUUGGACAUGAUCUUCCAGCUAGAUUGAAAAAUAGCGAAGAGAUACUUCAUUUCUGCUUCAAUUUUAUUCCCGAACUUGCAUCACAAGAAUAUUGCAUGAGGAAAGGUUCUGCCAAAGAUAAGCAUAAUCUGGUGAAACGUAGGGAUCUUCUGUGUGAGGUUAGCAGCUUGGUUUUAAAGUUUUAUGAAGACAGAAUUAGAAUGGAACGAGGCACCCCUGACCGUGCUGUUAGCAGGAAAUAAACAUGCACCAUUACAUCUAAAUUUUACAUAAAGAUAACCUUAAACUGAAUUCUCUUUUAUGCGGCAACUAAAUUGUUUUAAAUAUACAUCUGUUUUUAAUACUAGUAUACAGCAGAUAUUGAUAUCUGUUUUAUUUUACUUUGUUUUAAGUGUAUAUUUGUUAUAAUAAACUUUAUUAUUUUAGUGUUA
Molecule: messenger RNA, 1939 nt
Organism: Parasteatoda tepidariorum (common house spider)
Lineage: Eukaryota; Metazoa; Arthropoda; Arachnida; Araneae; Theridiidae
Product: phosphatidylinositol-3,5-bisphosphate 3-phosphatase MTMR14
Biological process (GO): dephosphorylation
Molecular function (GO): phosphatidylinositol-3-phosphate phosphatase activity
Source: RefSeq, a predicted model, not a curated record